Rhizophagus irregularis DAOM 181602=DAOM 197198 is the source of this 1392-nucleotide messenger RNA. The record is from RefSeq and is a predicted model, not a curated record. Lineage: Eukaryota; Fungi; Glomeromycota; Glomeromycetes; Glomerales; Glomeraceae.
AAUAAACGCUUCUUUAAAGUGAGCUUUAAUGCUAAUUAUUAUUCGCUGCGUUAUUUCAUGACAAAUCAAAUUUAGCACGUUUAUUGUUUAUUUAUAUAAACUUUCCUAUUACAGAACAAACUCAGCUUUAAGAAAUGGGAAAGAAAAAAAAUAAGAAAGUUGUUCGUCCUUGGUGCUGGUAUUGUGAAAGAGAUUUUGAGGAUGAAAAAGUAUUAAUCCAACAUCAAAAAGCCAAACACUUUAAGUGCCCCCAUUGCAAUAAAAAAUUGAAUACAGCGGGCGGAAUGGUGGUUCAUGUUGCCCAAGUUCAUAAAGAAACAAUUGACACAGUCCCAAAUGCAUUGAAAGGACGAGAAUCAACGGAUGUAGAGAUUUUCGGUAUGGAAGGAAUUCCUCAAGCUGAUAUGAUAGCUCAUAUGCAUGCACUUGAAACUGACCAGCCAACAAAGAAAAUUAAAACUGAAGAACCUAUGGAACUUUCUAGUGAGGAAAUUAAAAAACAACUUGCUCAGCAUCAAGCAAUGAUGCAAAAUAGUUCGACAACAGGACAACCUUUCUCUUAUUCCAGUUAUUCUACCACACAACAAAAUAUGCCAUCAUUAAUGCCUCACCAAUAUAGUCAAUUUUAUCAAAGACCUGGUGUUAAUUCAGGGCAAACAUAUUCACCCGUAACUCCAUAUCGACCAAAUCAAAUUCCUGGACAAUCUCUACCAGUUAUACCUAGUCAGCCAUGGCGUCCCUCAGUGUCGGGUGUUAGCCAACCAUUAUAUGGGCAAAUUCAACCAGCUACAACCGGACAAUCUGCGAUUUAUCCAUCCCGCCCGGCAAAUAGUGUCGCAUCCGCAUCUCAAAUUUAUCCGCAAGUUCCGCAUGCUACAGUUUCUGGAAUGUCUCCAUCGGGUCAGCAUUCUUAUACUGCUUAUACUGGAGCAUCAGCUACAAAUACUACUAUUACUCAAUAUCAAGAGACUGCUCCUACUUCAACAGUUCCUUCUGUAGGUGAUACAAUGACUUCAAAUGAAACCACGACGAAUAUAAUACAAUCAAAUACCCAACAAACAGCCCAAAAAACAGUGCCGAAAGUUGUAUUAGUUUAUAGCGAUAACGAAGUCUCGAUGGAAGAGAAAAGAGCAGAACUUGAAAAAUAUAGAUACAAUGAGGAUCAAUUCAGACAGCAGUCCUCAAUGUUUUAGAUUCACUUCUAGUGUUGGCAGGAACUCUGGUAAGAAAAUAAAUCCGGUAAGCAGUCAAGACAGAGAAAUUGAGGAUUUCGUUAUAUUUCAAUCGUUUAUGUUACCUUGUGCGUUGUCAAGAUUUUUUUCUCGUACCAAGAGAUGUACCUUUUUUUUUUAUUAUUGUAACCUUUUUUUCUCUGUCGGUUGAUUAAAAAAA